UCGCCCCGGGGGAGGCCCCGGCAGCGCCGCCUCCGCCCCGGCUCCAGCCCCACGGCCCCGGCGCAGCCCCGCCGCCGGCCGCCCGCAGAGGGAGGCGCUCGGCGCCCGGCCCCUCCGCCGCCGCCAGCAGGAAGCAGCGCAGGCGGCGCGGCGCUCCCCGGAGCAGGUUCCUAAAAAUUAGCACUAUGACUGAUGGAGACUAUGAUUAUCUGAUCAAACUCCUGGCCCUUGGAGACUCUGGGGUUGGAAAAACAACGUUCCUCUACAGAUACACCGAUAACAAAUUUAAUCCCAAAUUCAUCACGACAGUAGGGAUAGAUUUUCGGGAAAAACGAGUGGUGUACAAUAGCAGAGGACCAAAUGGAUCUCCAGGAAAAGCCUUCAAGGUGCAUCUCCAGCUUUGGGACACCGCUGGACAGGAAAGAUUUCGAAGCCUCACCACAGCAUUUUUCAGAGAUGCUAUGGGCUUUUUACUGAUGUUCGAUCUCACCAGUCAACAGAGCUUCUUAAAUGUCAGAAAUUGGAUGAGUCAGCUGCAAGCCAAUGCGUAUUGUGAGAAUCCAGAUAUCGUGUUAAUUGGUAAUAAAGCUGAUUUAUCCGACCAACGGGAGGUAAAUGAAAGGCAAGCAAAAGAUCUGGCAGACAAAUACGGCAUCCCCUACUUUGAAACAAGUGCUGCUACCGGCCAGAACGUGGAGAAGGCCGUGGACACGCUGCUGGACUUGAUAAUGAAACGUAUGGAGCAGUGCGUGGACAAGACGCAAGUCUCUGACACAGCCAACGGAGGAAGCUCGGGGAAGCUGGAUUCAGCAAAGCCGGAGGAGAAGAAGUGUGCCUGCUAAACCUCGCCUCUAAACUGUGAGGACCAGCGAAAAUAUCGCAUCAGAACAUGGCUGACCUACCACCCAAUUCAAACCUGCUCCGUCGAGCCGUGCACAGAAGCAAAGUUCCAUCGUGUUAGUGGGAUCGUGCAUUUUUUUUCUCCAAAGAACUGGUUUCAAAACCUAAAACCUGUAUUGCGGUGAGGCUCUUGUGCUGAAAUAAUUAUUCCUGAUACGGUGUCAUCGUCCUGAAUAAUUCUCCCACCUGCUCUUCCCCGCUCUCCCAUUCCCUCAGCCCUCAUCUUUAUUUGUUUUGUGAUCGGGAUACUGAACAGAGGAAAGUAGCUCUAUUCAAAAUAUAUAUUUAAAAAAAAAAAGGGGGGGUGGGGGGGAGAAUAUAUUGUCUACAUCAGCUGGAUAUUGAAAUUUAAAUGGAGGUGGGUGGUUUUCUAGGUCUGUGCCAUUUUUCCACGGAAUCUUUUUUCUUUACGGUUCUUAAUCUGCAUCAGGGCCCGCGUGUUUUCGAAGGCAGGGAUACGAAAGAUUGUGUGUGGCCUCUUCAGAAAAACUUUCUCGCUUGCACGGAGUGCAGUGCUGUGAAGCUGUCCCAACCGAAUCACUGAGAAGCUGCUUGGGGGUGGGGUGUGUGUCUGUGUGCGUGUGUUUUGGGCUUGGGGGCAGGAAGAAGGGCAUUUAAUUAAAAAAAAAAAAUAAAUAAAAAAAAUUAUCAGGGAAUUGUGCAGCAUUGCUGAUGUUGCCAAUAAUCCAAGCAGGGAUUGGAGCGUUACAGGAAAAAAAUGUUGUAUUGAGAGGGAUUCUGGCACUGCAGGGACAGUUUAUACAGAUGGGAAUGUAAUGCAUGGGAACAGAUAUCAACUAUAUUUUAUGAAGCAUCUUCUGAAUCUUGCCAUUAGCAAAAAAUAAUUGUCUCCCCCGUUUGAGGAAACUGUCCCGUUUCUUCCUUUUUGGGGGGGGGGGGGCGGGGGGGGGUGUAUUAACUACAUAUCCCAGGUAGGAUAUGGGAACUUGUGAAUGUGUUGCACUGCCUAAAAGGGAACUGCAAAUCGUGCCACGCUGAGAGAUCCUCGAGGUUAUCGCUCAGGUUUGGUCAGGUCCUCUGUACACGUAGGUUUUCAGCAGGGGACGACAGGACAAUUGUCUCAUACUCUUAAAUUCUGUACAGAAUAUGUGACUGGCUCCGGAUAAAGAUGUGUUGCAUAGCUUGCCAGAUAUUUUGGGACAGAAGUUAUUCUGCUGGUGUGCUGCAGCAGCGGGGUGGAUUGCAAAGGAUUUCUUCUAGGGGUGAAAACCACUUCUAGUGAAAUAGCAAGCUGCUUGUCACGAGCAAAGAUAAAUACAGGAAAAAGUAAAGAAAAAAACCUAUAUUUAUAAGCGAAGAGAUCAUUUUCUAAACCAGGUUACAGCAUAGAGUUUAUCCUGUCCUUUUUUAUAGAAUAACAGUUUGGGUUUUAUACAGCUGGUAGUUAAAGGUCUAUUUGUGGUUAUUGCGCUUUAAGCUACUUAAAAAUCAUUCAGGGGAGGAAGGGGCAGAUCUCUUUACAAGUCAGGCUUGGUUGGUUGGGUUGGCAGAACCGCAGCCGUUCAUUUAUGUAAAUGUUUUCAGCUUUGAUCGAGUCACAAUUGCAAACUUUGUGAAUAGCAAGCUCAUAAAGUGUUUCAGCGCUUCCCAGAAACGGAGGAUUUACCAGAUUCACUGCUGAAAAAAUGACAGGUUCUUCCACCCAGCCCAUCAAAUGAUGUUUAGUGGAGGAUUUGGCGUGUCAGCGGGGGCAGAUGGUACGUCCACAGGAGCAGAUCCUUUGGGUGAGUAACCAAAUCGCUGCAAUUACCAGACCACGAAUCCCACUUGGAGACUGUAAAGAUUAUUUAAGUGACAGGCUGUGCCUAAAGUACGGUGAAUGUAUACAUGCAUAUAUGGUGAAUAAUAUACAGCCAGGUGUAUGAAGCACUCCUGUGCUCGACUGAGUUAACUUACGGCCAGCUGUUGCACUGUUUAUUACUCAAGGGAUCCAUAUAGGAAUGAAAGGGAAAUGACUCUAGCAAAAGUUUUGUUCCUUGCUAAUACAGGAAGCUAAUUAUUAUUAUUAUUAUGUGUUUUUUAAAAAAACGAAGCAAAUGAAACUAUUAUUCCAAAAGGAUUUUGCCAUCCAAACUUUGUUUGCAGGAAAAGGGAGAGAAAUGGAAGUUUCUUAUCUGCUGCAGGUAGGUUUUGUGUGGUAGCUCUCAGGUAUUAAAGUGAGGAAAGAGGAGCAUAAUAAGUGAUUCUAAAUGCCUGCCAACAGCUUUGUUGUUUAUUAGGUUAACCCUCCUUGCAAAAAAACAGGUAACAGACUUAUUAAAAACCCUGUCCUGUCCCCUCUCCAUCUACAUUUGGCUCUUGCUCCCUUUUUUUUUCCCCUGCUAAGCAGCUGCAGCCCUGCACGGAUGCCUCAGAGCCACUCCUUGGCUCGGGAGCAGCUCAGACUGAGAGCGAGAGCAGCGUUAAAAGUUCCCAGGUUGUAUGUAUGUAAUGUCCUGGAAACAAUGGUAACCGCAGCGAAGAAAGGCCACACCUGAGUCAUCCGUGUGAUGGAUGGUGCUGUCCCGCAGGAAGCCUAUUGUGGAGGGCUGAAAGCCCAGCACGUUGGCACAGCACUUUAUUUGCCGGUUCUGACUCUUCUGAUUGCACUCUGAACUCCUGAAUGUAUCCCUCCCGGGUGCCAAACCCUGCCGUUUUCCCCCUUUUUGCGCUCCCGUUGGGUGAAGUGUUUCACUCUACCAUGUUCCGCCCUAGAAGUGGCUCUGGGACAGUGGCCUUGGAAAUGAAUUUGCUUUCAUUUAAUCUCGCUGGUUGGAUAUGGCCUUACCCCACCCCAGCAGAUCUUGAAUUCGAAUCCUGCCGUUGCAGAACCUCCUUAUAGGUAUUUGAACUGGAAGUAUUUGCUUCUGAGGACAAGUACAGCUUGUUUGCAAGCCUGCUAGGCAUCCCACGCGAGGGUUGGAGAGGGAGAGAGGAGGUCCAGCGAUGCUUUGUCCGGUUCGAUGCUAGGAAUUAAGUGCACGUAUUCCGACCCUGUUGGCCUGUGUCUGGAUUUCAGUCUAGACAUAGUGCUUUUUCAAAGCGUCUUUUUGUGUCCCUUUAGAAGCAUCUUCUUGCAGCUUUUCAGCAGCCAUCCAGUAAGUGCUCUUGCUGCAGGCUUUAUUGUGCUCUGUGUAGUAAUUUCCUGACUCAAUAGCGCUGUGUGUCGACAGAGGUGACGGCAAGGCCAGUCCUUUAGCGGUCCAACCUGCAGGAUCUCACAGAAAGUAGAAUUUUGUUUCCUUGUCUCUCUGUACAGUUGUUUUCCGUGUCUCUGGCAGCUGUCUCAGGCUCUGGUGUUCACAGGACGGCUCAAGUUAGCAGACUUUAUUGCAUCUGUUCUGUUGGAAGGGGUCGGGUAGCUGGGGCUGGCUGGGAAGUGCAGGGCAGCACAGGUAUGAAUGUUGUGGUGGCUUUUUUUUUGUAUUGUUGUUGUUUAAUAGCGUCUAGCGAUUUAAAAAAAGAAAAUUAAUCAACUGAAGAACGCUAGGAGGGUACUACUAACUGUGCUUCAGUGCAGUUUUAAAGACACUUGAGCAUACGCUCUCCAGAAGUCCUUACAAGUUGGAUCUGUUGCUCGUGGUAGGGUUAGCUGCUGCGGGGGGUCCAGGCACUGCUUAAAGGCAGGCUACAGGGUAUGGCAAAUCAUAUGGCUUAGGCUUUGCAAUCAUUUAAGCUUCCGUUUCCAUUUUACGGAGUAUUUUUAUCUGGGAUUAGCUUUUAGCGUGUUUUUCUCGUUCUGACGUGCCACGUCCCCAUGAAGCAGGCUGGCACGGUCAGCAGGAUUCCCUGCGGGUACCAGUGCCCCCAGCUGAUGCGGUUUCCCCACUCCACAUUUCCCUGUCCAGCUGGGGCCACUGCCCCCUCUCACCCCCAGCAGGCUCUGUGCCUGCUAAAGGUGGUGGGAAACCAGCAACAGGGGCUUAAGUAACUCAUCUUCGCUAUUGCCUUCGCUUUCAGUGGCUUUCUUGGGACGUUUGCAAGAGGAAAAGCAGUUAAAAUAAAAAAUGUUGGGUGCCUGAAAGACGCUUUUUUUUAAAAGCGGAAGGGAUGGACGGGGAAGUUGCUGGCUGCUCCUGCAGCUGCUUGUGGCCUCAGGAGGGUGUGAUGUAGCAAAGGAUGGAGCUGAGAGCAGUGGCUGCGUUUGCUGGCUUGGUAACUUUAUAAAAACCCAUUGCCUUAAACUGUUUUCUGAAGGCUAAGCAUUCCUUUUUCUGUGUAAAGGGUUGUCACACCUCCAUUUACAUUUUAGAGGCUGGGAGCCUGUAAGAAACUUUAUUAAAAGUUGUACAAGAUGCGAUUUUGAUACCUGCUCCAUAGCAACUCCUUGGGACUAUUUCAAGGUAAGAGGUUUUUAUGUCCUAGAUCUAUUUCAGCUCCUGGAUGUAACUAGUUUUUUUCAGCCUAAACGUAAAACAAGAUGAAAAAAAAAAUUGAGCUGUUAUUUUAAAAUUUGUAUUCCCGUCACUAUAACCCUAGAAACGUAGGAGGUGUAAAAAAAUAACCUCCAGUGACUGCUAUUUUUACGUGUGCAAAUGCUGUAGGCGUUUCAGACCAUGCUCUGAUAUUGCACAAAGA
Cygnus olor (mute swan) is the source of this 5478-nucleotide messenger RNA. It is a transcript of the gene RAB27B, whose product is annotated as RAB27B, member RAS oncogene family. Gene Ontology annotation, cellular component: melanosome; secretory granule. Gene Ontology annotation, molecular function: GTP binding; GTPase activity. The coding region runs from base 186 to 842 and encodes 218 amino acids. The transcript has 6 exons. Lineage: Eukaryota; Metazoa; Chordata; Aves; Anseriformes; Anatidae. The record is from RefSeq and is a predicted model, not a curated record. Gene Ontology annotation, biological process: positive regulation of exocytosis; melanosome transport.